Molecule: messenger RNA, 399 nt
Organism: Lachancea thermotolerans CBS 6340
Lineage: Eukaryota; Fungi; Ascomycota; Saccharomycetes; Saccharomycetales; Saccharomycetaceae
Gene: SRP21
Product: signal recognition particle subunit SRP21
Exons: 1
Coding region: 1-399 (132 amino acids)
Source: RefSeq, a predicted model, not a curated record
AUGUCUGUAGAUGCGCUGGAUAGCUUUAUAACAAACUCAGUGACCCUCUUGGAGGCUAAUCCUUCAGAGACUGUUUUAUCUGUUACAUACAAUCCCAAAGCCAAGUCAGGGAAAGUUGCGUUCAAAACCCACAACUCAAAGUUGUCAACUCGUUUCAAGUUUACUACGUCCAGAUCAAAAGAUGUAUCGCGGCUUCUGAGUGCUCUAGGGCCCCGCGGCGUGUCGAUCAACAACGGAAAAAUCGAAAAGAAGAGAACAGGCAAAAAGGUGCAGGCAGUCGGUGGAAUGAGUACUCUGCUAGCUAAUGUUGAUGUUCCAGAGGCUUUGGAGGAGCCCAUCCAGCAAGCUAAGCCGUCAAAGCCUGCGUCUGGGAAAAAGAAGAAGAACAAGAAGCGUUAA